Ceraceosorus bombacis is the source of this 1418-nucleotide messenger RNA. The record is from the annotation of a GenBank genome assembly. NCBI's taxonomy places the organism in Eukaryota, Fungi, Basidiomycota, Exobasidiomycetes, Ceraceosorales, Ceraceosoraceae.
AUGCCCACAGCUACAGCAUCCACUUCUAGCGCCUCGACACGCCAUCUACGUUUUCGCGGCCACACCAACUUUCGUCAGCGUCUGAUUUUAUCAUGUUUGACGGGUCGACCGGUGCGCAUAGACGCUAUCCGUCCCGACGACACCGAGCCAGGCAUCCAAGAUUUCGAAGCUGGAUUCUUGAGGCUGAUAGAAAAGAUGACGAACGGAACAGUGGUGGAGAUCGGCUACACCGGUACCUCUGUCUCUCUUCGACCUGGCACCAUUUCGGGAGGAGAUGUGACGCAUGACUGUGGCGUUUCCAGAAGUGUGGGCUACUACUUGGAAUGGAUCGCUGUGCUCGCGCCCUUUGCUAAAAAGGAGGUGCGCUUGACGCUCAAGGGCAUCACUACGGGAACAGGAGACGCAGGUGUGCGUGCGGUCGCACAAUAAGCUCAGCGCUGUUAGUCAGCCAUCGCAUGCAUCACCACAGGCUAAUCAUACCCUUUCGCUCCCGCAGGUCGACAUUCUGCGCACAGUCACUCUACCGCUGCUCUCGCAAUUCUUGCCGGAAGGUACAGCAUUCGCGUCGCCCUUGGAGCUGCGCGUAAUUUCGAGAGGAAUGGCCCCGGGUGGAGGGGGUGCCGUACAAUUCAGAUCGCCGCUCUUGCCAACUACGAGCGGACUGAGAGCGCUGAACUUCAACGCUACUGGGAGAGUCAGGCGGAUACGCGGCGUAGCUAGCGCGGUGCGAGUCAGCCCAAACAUGGCGAGCAGGCUGGUGGAUAGCUCAAGAGGUGUGCUGGGCAGGUAUAUUCCUGAUCUGUACAUAUUUGCAGAUGUAUUUAGGGGAGAGGAGGCUGGACGGUGAGUGACUGCUGCACAUGAAGCUGCGUCGCAUACAGCGUAGCAUGUGCACUUACAUCAACCGCGUCCUCCUCCGCAUCCCGUGCAGCUCGCCGGGAUUUGCACUGUCACUAGUAUCGACGUCCACGACGGGUGCGCUUCAAUGCGCAGAAGUUUUGUCGACGCCAGGCACGCCACCUGAAGAAGUGGCUGAGAAAGCCUCUCGCAGUCUCUUGAGCGAGAUAGCAUCUGGCGGCUGCGUGGGCCGACAGCACCAAGCCCACGCUUUGCUGCUCAUGGCUUGCGGUCCCGAAGACGUGUCCAAGAUUAGGUUGGGCGCUCUCACACCCACAGCUAUACAGAUGUUGAGGGAUAUCAAGGAAUUUACAAGCGUCGUCUUCAAAAUUGCAAGCGCGAACUCUGCUGGUGGACCUGCUGUGGAGCGGCCAAGCAAGGCGCAGGGUCAGACAGGGUCGGACAGCGAAGAGGAGGAAGAGCUGGAGGAAGAAGACAUUCAGACUGCACGGAUACAGCCUCAAGAGCUGAUUCUGACGUGCGUGGGUGUGGGCAUUCGCGGAGCACGCAAAGCGGCUUAG